This is a messenger RNA of Acanthochromis polyacanthus (spiny chromis), 1185 nucleotides long. Its product is annotated as olfactory receptor 11A1-like. Bases 1 to 1185 code for a protein of 394 amino acids. Gene Ontology annotation, molecular function: olfactory receptor activity; G protein-coupled receptor activity. The record is from RefSeq and is a predicted model, not a curated record. The transcript has 2 exons. Gene Ontology annotation, cellular component: membrane. Lineage: Eukaryota; Metazoa; Chordata; Actinopteri; Pomacentridae. Gene Ontology annotation, biological process: G protein-coupled receptor signaling pathway.
AUGGACCAAAUGAAUGUUGAAUUUAAUGUCACAUAUCUAACCUUUAGUGGCCAUGUGGAAUUGCACAGAUUCAGAUAUCUGUAUUUUCUGGUCAUGUUUAUUGUGUAUGUUCUGAUACUCUGCAGUAAUUCCAUUAUCUUGUGCAUCAUCUGGGUUCAUAAAAGCCUCCAUGAGCCCAUGUAUAUUUUCAUUGCAGCUUUGUUACUAAACUCCAUUCUUUUCAGCACCAAUAUCUACCCGAAGCUUUUGAUCGACUUUCUGUCUGACGAACAGGUCAUAACUCAUUCACAUUGUGUCUUUCAGUUUUUUGCCUAUUAUUCUCUAGGUGGAUCUGAGUUCUUACUGUUGUCUGCCAUGGCCUAUGACAGGUAUGUGUCUAUAUGUAAACCUCUGCAAUAUCCAAAUAUCAUGAGAAAAACAACAGUCAGUGUUUUGCUGCUUUUAGCUUGGCUUCUGCCUGCUCUUCAGGUUAUGCCGACAGUUGCAAUGAGCAAUGACUUACAAAUCUGCAGAUUUAAUUUGACAGGAAUCUUCUGUAAUAACGCAAUUUACAAGCUUUAUUGUGUGACCCCAAGAACACUGUCAAUAUAUGGUGUGUUUAAUCUCCUUAAUAUAGCACUUCUCCCCAUGCUUUUCAUAUUGUUUACAUACACAAGGAUUCUUAUCAUAUCCUAUCGAAGUGGCAGAGAUGUCAGGAAAAAAGCUGCACAGACCUGUUUCCCUCACCUGCUGGCUUUAAUUAGCACAUCAAGUUUGUGCUCUUACGAUGUAAUUAUAGCUCGGCUGCAGGUGUAUUUUCCCAGUACUGCACGUUUAAUAAUGACUUUACAGUUGAUCAUUUAUCAUCCUCUGUUUAAUCCACUGAUAUACGGUGUAAAAAUGAAAGAAAUCUCUAAACACCUAAAGAAGCUGUUGUGUGAAGGCAAACUGAAAGAAUAUGCUAAAACAGAAGUCAAUGAGUGUGUCUCUGAUGGAUGGACUUGCCCCUCCAAGAAGCUGGUACCUCGCUUUAUUGGGCCUUUUGAAAUUGAGGUGGUUAUCAAUCCCUGCAUCACCGAGCCAAGGCUGAGUUGCUCCUUGCCGGCUCACCCCACCUUUAAAGUCUCUCAGGUCAAACUCGUCCAAGAGAGCUCCUCGACCAAGACAUUCUUUACCGCCUCCUGCGCCACCUCGGACCCUGGAUAA